Cornus florida is the source of this 885-nucleotide messenger RNA. RefSeq names its product E3 ubiquitin-protein ligase RGLG2-like. NCBI's taxonomy places the organism in Eukaryota, Viridiplantae, Streptophyta, Magnoliopsida, Cornales, Cornaceae. The transcript has 10 exons. Bases 1 to 885 code for a protein of 294 amino acids. The record is from RefSeq and is a predicted model, not a curated record.
AUGGAGGAUGUAAUGCAGGCUAUGAAAGGGAAAGGUCCUGCCGCCGUAGAUGACCUGUCUUUGGAACAGUUGGUGACUCUGUCUCUUGCACAAGAUGGCCUUGAGUCAUGUAAUCUCAUUGUCGGUGUUGAUUUCACCGGAAGUAACCAAUGGAAAGGUAAAGUCUCAUUCGACGGAAGAUGUUUACAUGACAUUGGGGAUGGUUUAAAUCCCUAUGAACAAUCUAUAUCUAUUAUUGGGAAAACCUUAGCAGACUUUGCUGAUGAUAACUUUAUUCCCUGUUUUGGAUUUGGGGAUGCAUCGACAAAAGAUCAAGACGUCUUCAGUUUCUAUCCAGAUGAGGGAUUUUGUAAUGGAUUUGAGGAAGUGUUAAGCCGGUACAGGGAAAUCGUCCCUCAACUAAGACUUUCAGGACCAACAUCAUUUGCACCCAUCAUUGAAAUGGCCAUGACUGUUGUAGAGCAGAGUGGUUUCAAGUACCACGUUUUAUUGCUAAUUGCAGAUGGAGAGGUAACUGCUGGUAAGCAUGGUCAGUUAAGCCCACAGGAACAGAGAACUGUUGAAGCAAUUGUGGAAGCAAGCAAGUUCCCAUUGUCUAUUAUCUUAGUUGGGGUUGGAGAUGGGCCCUGGGACAAGAUGAGGGAAUUUCGUGAUAACAUCCCUGGCCGUGCCUUUGAUAAUUUCCAGUUUGUGAAUUUUACGGAAAUCUUGUCAAAGAAGUUGGCCCAGUCCCAGAAAGAGACAGAGUUUGCUCGUGCAGUAUUGACGGAUAUUCCUUCUCAAUACAAAGAAACCAUAAAGCUCAAUAAUUUAGGUGGUCGGAAAGGAAAUGCUCCUAGGAGGGUUGCCCUACCUCCUCCUGUGCGUGCUCCAAAUCACCCUUAG